Molecule: messenger RNA, 1658 nt
Organism: Anopheles maculipalpis
Lineage: Eukaryota; Metazoa; Arthropoda; Insecta; Diptera; Culicidae
Exons: 2
Coding region: 21-1658 (545 amino acids)
Biological process (GO): fatty-acyl-CoA biosynthetic process; long-chain fatty acid metabolic process
Molecular function (GO): long-chain fatty acid-CoA ligase activity
Source: RefSeq, a predicted model, not a curated record
AGACAUAAUUGAUAAUUGGUAUGGAGCAGGCAGCAUCCGAGCGUUUGGUACUGUACGGUGGCGAUCUACGUAAUAGCAUCGAGGAUGGUUGCAACUCUUUGGGCGAGCUGAUUGUGAAACGGUUACACCGUAAUAGCGACGAUGUGGCACUGGUGGAUGCAGUUUCUGGUGACUCGCUCACAUACCAUCAGAUUCUUGCACGGGCCCUCAAGCUGGCCAACCGUUUCCAUCGGCUCGGCAUCAAGCGCAAUAGCGUAGUUGGAAUUUGCAGUGAAAACAGCAUUCACUUCCCUACCAUUACGUUCGCUACCAUCAUGUUGGGUGGAACUGUGCUACCAAUCAACUACGGUUACAGCACUUCCGAGCUAAAGCACGUACUGCAGCUGACCAAACCGGUCGCACUGUUCGCGUCCGAAAAGCCACUUCAAAAGAUCAUCGCGAUGCGCAACGAGCUACCGUUUGUUAAGCUGCUCGUUUCACUCGGUGAGGAUUGCCGCACGCGUGGAGUUGCACUACUGAAAGAUUUUUUCGAUAGCAGCCCGGUGAGUAAUUUACGCAACUUUACGCCACAACCGGUUCCGCUCAAAAAGCAAGUCGCUGUGAUGGUGAUGUCGUCCGGUACGACAGGACUUCCGAAAGCGGUGCAACUGACCCAUCACAAUGUGAUGACUGUGAUGGCGUACCAGGCGGAAGAUCCUCGCUAUACCGAGCUGCCUGUACCGUUGCGUGUGCUAGGACUGUUGCCGUUCUACCAUGUGUUUGGCUUCAUGCUGUCGCUUAACAGCUGUCUCAACAAGGUGCCGAUGGUGGUACUGUCCCACUUUGAACCAAACCUUUUCCUGCGCACCAUCCAAGAUCAUCGCAUCACCAUGGCUAGUCUCGUACCACCGCUUGUAGUUUUUCUGGCCAAAAGCCCGCUGGUGGACAGCUACGAUCUAACUUCACUGUAUGCCGUCCUCUGCGGUGCUGCUCCACUGAGCCGGGAGAUAGAGGAGCUCGUACGUUCCCGUCUACCCAAUGUGCAAACGAUCCGCACCGGAUACGGUAUGAGCGAAACUUCGCUUGGAGUUAUAUCGCGAACCAACGAUAAGACUGGUUCCGUCGGCAAGGUACAUAAAACUACGCAUGUGAAGGUGGUUGAUCUGGAGACGGGCUGUGCACUCGGACCGAACCUAACGGGAGAGAUUUGCAUCAAGGGUCCGCUGGUGAUGAAGGGCUACCUGAACAACGAGCAGGCAACAGCUGAAAUGAUCGAUAGCGAUGGUUGGCUGCAUACUGGUGACAUUGGAUAUUACGACGAGGAGCAAGAUUUUUACAUCGUCGAUCGUAUUAAAGAUCUGAUCAAGUACAAAGGUUUCCAGGUGCCACCGGCCGAACUGGAGGAUGUACUGCUUAGCCAUCCAGCCAUACGGGACUGUGCUGUGGUGGGUGUUCCGGACGAAGAGGCCGGUGAACUACCGGCCGCUUUUGUUGUCAACCAACCCGGUAAAGAUGUGACUGAACGCGAAGUAAUGCAGUACGUAGCAUCGAGAUUGUCACCUCAGAAGCAUCUGCGAGGUGGCGUGUAUUUUGUGGCUGAAAUACCCAAAACGGGAAGUGGUAAAAUAUUGCGCCGUCAGCUACGAAAUACUUUGCAACACCAAAAAUCAAAGUUAUAA